Messenger RNA from Amblyraja radiata (thorny skate), 11087 nucleotides. RefSeq names its product dynein, axonemal, heavy chain 2 (gene dnah2). Bases 18 to 11087 code for a protein of 3689 amino acids. The transcript has 72 exons. Gene Ontology annotation, biological process: microtubule-based movement. Gene Ontology annotation, cellular component: dynein complex. The record is from RefSeq and is a predicted model, not a curated record. Gene Ontology annotation, molecular function: ATP binding; dynein light intermediate chain binding; dynein intermediate chain binding. NCBI's taxonomy places the organism in Eukaryota, Metazoa, Chordata, Chondrichthyes, Rajiformes, Rajidae.
AAAGUGGAUGAGCAAACAUGGAUGACUUCGUCGCUCAUUCACAGUUCACCAGCACAGCUGCCAGCAUAAGGUCUUCUAUGGUGUCUAUAAGGACACCAGAUCAGUUAGGUACAGAGCUCACCUCAUCACUCGGGAGACAGGAGAGCAGUCUGCUUUCAGCUGAAACCAAAGAAAGUUGGAACACAGAAGAUCGAAGUCACGCGAAUUACCCUUACCUGAAUGACCUGAUCAAAAGUCGAGUGCCUCUGGAGAACAUCCAGCCCGAGAUGUGGACCUCAGAUCACGAGCACCAGAUGACUGAGUUUAUUUAUGAUGUGACUCGGAGGUUGCUGACUGUGUACAUGGAUGAGUACGCUGGGUUACUGGUAAUCGCUGGUACCCCCCCACAGGGCACGGAUUACCUGAUGUACUUCAUCCGCAAGGAGCAGGCGGUGAUUACGGAGGAUAACUUCAUGCACGUGGUGCAGUUUGGCAGCAUCCGGCAUGGACACCUGGAGAGCCUGCUGAGGCACAUGCAGGGCAUUUUUGCUGCGCAGUUUUUUGAGAACCGAAUGUGGCCCGAGGGAAUCAAGAACAACUUCUCCGCGCACUUGCACAAAUUCCUGGCCAGCCUCACAGAUGCUCGAUACAAGUUGGAUGGCCACACUGUCCUUUAUAUCCCACAGGAAAGCUUGAUGUUGACACCGGAGCAAGCAGCAAAGGACAAGGACCUUCUCCAGAGACUGGAGACUGCUGUUGUUCACUGGACUCGUCAGAUUAAAGAUGUGCUCAGUGCUCAGGAGUCGAUCGAUACCGGGGAGAUCCUGGGGCCACUGGAGGAGAUUGAGUUCUGGCGGAACCGCUGUGAUGACCUGUCCGGCAUUGGAUUCCAGCUGGAUAAACCUGGGGUCAAACACAUCCAGGCUAUCCUGGAACUCUCCAAAUCCUCCUACAUUGCUCCCUUCCUCAAACUUGCCAAGCUUAUCCAGGAUGGACGUGCUCAGGCCCAGUCCAACCUCAGCUUCCUGGCCAUCCUCAACGUGCCGUGCCAGGAGCUGACCACACUCCCGGUCAAAGACAUCCCCCCCAAACUGCCGCACAUCCUCAACCUAGUCCGUGUCAUCUGGAUCAACUCCUUGUUCUACAACACCCGCGACCGGAUCACUGCACUCUUCCGCAAGCUGAGUAACGAGAUCAUUCACCUGUGCUCCAAAGAGAUCUCGCUGGACAAGAUAUUUGAGGGCUUCACCAAGUCGAGCAAGGCCACCUUGCAUGACUGUAUCGAGUGCUGCCAGGUGUGGAAGAGGCACUUUGGUCAUGCAGCCACCGUUCACAGCAGAUUCUCCGACAUCCCCUGGGUCCUGGAUCACACCAGCAUCUUUGCGCAAGUGGAUGCCUUCAUACAGCGUUGCAGGGAUCUGCUGGAGGUGUGUGACUGUCAGGAGUUCUUUGCCCGGCGGGAUGAAGGGAAGCAGACUCCGCUGCCGUGUUUUGAAGGGCACCGCGGUCCUGAGAUAACACGAGGCCUACUGGAGAUUGAGGCCACGUUCAACAAGAUCCUACAGAUGCUGAAAACGUCUCAGACCGAGAUCCUGGACGUGAAGAAUACCUACUGGCACGAUGACUACAGCAGGUUUCGAUCGGGUAUCAAGGACCUGGAGGUGAUGAUGCAGAACCUGAUUUCAUCCUCGUUUGAGACGGUGACCACUGUCCAGCAAGGGGUGGAGCUGCUGGACGUCUUCCACCACCUUUCCAAUAGAGAGACCAUCAAGCGGACCAUCGACAAGAAGACGGUGGAUGUCUAUGUGCUGUUCAACGAGGAGAUGGCUCGGGUCAAUAAGGAUCUGAACAGAAAGGCCAUCUACCUGCCUCCACAGAUGCCUCGAUACGCUGGCCAGGCGCACUGGGCUCGCACCCUCCGGCGUCGCAUCGACAGAUCAAUGCAGUUUCUGACCCAAGCCACAUUCCUGCCCCAAAUUGGAUUGGGGGAUGAGUCAAUAGCGUUCCACCUGUCCCUGGAGCAAUCGCUGGAUGAGUUUGUGCGUAAAGUCUUCACUGAAUGGACUGUGAACGUGGACAGGGACAGCAUAAGGCGGCUGGAGAGACCUCUGAUGAUCCGUAGCAACGACGAUAGUUACCGGCUCAGCGUCAACUUUGACAUGUAUCUGCUGGAGUUGUUUGAUGAAAUCCAUUAUUGGGACCGCCUACUCUUUGAGAUACCUCACUAUGUGAUGGAGAUCUACCAGCGGAGAGAAGACCUCAGGAAGCUGCGUGAGAGUGUCCUCCUGGUUGUGCGUGAUUACAACAGCAUCCUCGAUGAGUUAACGAAAGAACAAAGGAAUCUCUUCAGAGACAGAAUCAAAUUCUUGGACAAGAAGAUUUCCCCAGGCCUGUCCAAGCUUCAGUGGGCGUCGAGAACUCUGUCCAGUUACUUCAUUGAUGACUGUCGGAUGUACGCCAGACAGCUGCAGCUGACCAUCGACGAGUACAAGGCCUCCAGUCUGCAGAUCCAACAGUUUACCUUCCAAAUGAGCGAGAUGCUGCUGGUGCACAUCGACGGCAAACGCACCUACAGCGACAAGGAUUUCCGAGAAGCUCAGAAGUCCCACCAGGAGCACAUCCAGUCAAAGCUGUUAAAGUCACACAAGGAAAUCGUGACCAUUAUGCGGCAAACCUACCUUGUCUUCAAGGGCGAUGGAUCUGAGGUGCAGCAUCAUUGGUUAAAUUAUGCCAAGAAAGUGGACCGUUUGGUGGAGGAAGGCUUCAGACUAAACAUUAAACGGUCCCUGCUGGAACUGUCCAAGGCCAUCAAUGGUGAUCCCAAAUCCACACCCAAUGCGCUCUUCAGGGUGAUGGUGGUUCUCCAGGAUGACAUGCCAGGAAAGGUGGAGUUCUCACCCACACUAUCUAAGCUUGCCAGUAUUGUCAACAACAUUAGCAGUCAGGUGAAGGCCACCCUCUCCAUCUUCAAGCGUAUCCCAGAGUUACUAACCCGGAGGAAAUCAACUCUGCAAGCCAUCGUUCUCAACAUUGAGGGCGAUGAGGAGAUCAAGAAGAUCCAGAUGCAGAUCAGUAACGGCAUGACAACCAACGCUUCAAACCUUCAGAACUACUUGAAGACCUGGGAUACAUAUCGCGAGAUCUGGGAGAUCAACAAAGAUUCCUUCAUCCGCCGUUACCAGCGACUCAAGCCCGCCGUCUCGUCCUUCGAUGCUGACAUUGCUCGUUACACGGAAGUGGCAAACAACGUGCAGAAGGAGGAGACGGUCGUGCAGAUUCAGUUUGUGCUCCUCGACUGCUCUCCGCUCAAGUUCUCCCUCGUUCAGCAUUGCAACGAGUGGCAGAACAAAUUCACCACCUUGCUGAGCGAGAUGGCAAGCAACAUGCUGAUGGACCUGCUCGAGUUCCUCAAUGACAAUAAAAUAAAGAUCAGCCGUGUCCCGCAGAAUUUGGAGGAGCUGAGCGCUGGAAUGCAGCUGCUGGAGUCUCUUCAAACGGAACUCCCGAAGACCGAGGCACGCAUUCCGCCCAUCCACGACCAGUUCAGCAUCUUGGAGAAAUACGAGUUCCAGAUAGAGGAAAGCGUCCAGUUCCAUUUAGAGUCCUUGAAUGGCGAAUGGAUGAACUUCCAACAAAUACUCAUCGACAGCGAGACCAUGCUGAAGAAGAGCAAGGAGAAGUUCCGGACCGGCCUCAUCCACUCGGCCGAAGAAAUGAAGAAGAAGACACAAUCGGCCAUUGAAGAAUUUUCCAACAGAGCUCCCUUCAGCAGCACCAUGAGCCCCGACGCUGCCCUUGCCCUGAUCGCCGAGCUACGCAACAACCUCAACUCACUGAAGGACGAGGAGAAUAACAUCCGCAAUGGCCUCAACGUCUUCAAGAUUGACCAGCCCUUGUCCAAGGAGCUGCAGGCCCUGGAGAAAGAUCUCGACUUCCUUCAGCAAGCAUGGGAGGUCACCAAGCAAUGGGAAGAUUCGUGGGUGGAGUGGAAGGCGGAGAGGUUCAGCUCACUGGUGACACAGAUCAUGGACAACACUGCUACCGGCUACUACAGGAAACUCCACAAGCUGAGCCAGAUACUCAAGGACAGAAACUGGGACAUUAUAAAUACAUCGAAGAACAAGGUCCAGCAGUUUAAGAAGACAAUGCCACUGAUCACUGACCUGAAGAAUUCGGCCAUGCGUGGCAGGCACUGGAACAGCAUCAAGGACGAGGUACAGAAGGUGUUUGAUCAGACCAGCAAUGACUUCACGCUGGAGAAGAUCAUUGACCUAGGAUUGGAGCAAUAUGCUGAUGUAAUCAGCGGCAUCUCAUCGGCUGCCAGCAAGGAGCUCUCCAUAGAGAUGGCUCUGGAGGGAAUAAAGAAAAGCUGGGAAGUUACAACUCUUGACCUCGUUUCGUACAAGGACAAAGGCCAUCAUAAGCUGAGAGGAACUGACGAGAUCUUCCAGACGUUGGAGGAAAACCAGCUGACGCUGUCCACCAUGAAGUCGUCUCCAUACUUGAAGGCGUUUGACAAGCUGGUGGACUACUGGGAGCGGACUCUUUCUCUCAUCCUGGAGGUGAUAGAGAUGACGCUGACUGUACAGAGGCAGUGGCUGUACCUGGAGAACAUCUUCCUUGGCGAGGACAUCAGGAAGCAGCUUCCUCAGGAGUCGGCCGAGUUUGACAGCAUCAACGACCAGUGGAAGGUGAUAAUGCAUCGCCUGGUCCUCGAGCCCAAUGCCCUGCGAGGGACCCAUCAUCCAGGUCUCCUGGACUCCCUGAACGGAAUGAACGGCAAGCUGGAGGAGAUUGAGAAGUCGCUGGACAUGUACCUGGAGACCAAGCGGCAGAUAUUCCCGCGCUUCUACUUCCUGUCCAACGACGACCUGCUGGAGAUCCUGGGGCAGUCGCGCAACCCCCCAGCCGUGCAGCCCCACAUGAAGAAAUGCUUCGACAACAUCAAGACCCUCAAGAUGCAAAAGGUGGGAGUGACCAACAAGAUGGAAGCGGCGGGAAUGUUCUCCGCUGAUGGCGAGUACGUGGAGUUCAAACAUCCCACCUUGCUGGAGGGCCCAGUGGAGGCUUGGCUCUGCGACGUGGAACGCACCAUGCGAUUCACUCUCAAGGACCUGCUCAAGGAGGCCCGGAUGUCCCUGAAGAAAAUGAUGACAAGGCGGGACAAGUGGGUGAAGGAGUGGCCCGGCCAGAUGCUGAUCACCUCCAGCCAGAUCCAAUGGACAACAGACGUCACCAAGGCGCUGGUGACGGCCAAAGAUCUCGAGGACAGAAAACCCCUGCGAGUUAUUAAAAGGAAGCAGGUCAGCAUGUUACACAAGUACUCGGAGGCCAUCCGAGGGAACAUGACCAAGAUCAUGCGGCUGAAGGUGGUGGCGCUGGUGACGGUGGAGGUCCACGCUCGUGAUGUCAUCGACCGCCUCUACAGGAUUAAUUGCAUGGAUGUGACGGCCUUCGACUGGCUGAGCCAGCUCCGCCUAUACUGGGACAAGGACCUGGACGACUGUUUAGUCCGACAGACCAACACACACUUCCAGUACGGUUACGAGUACUUGGGCAACUCGGGCCGUCUGGUGAUCACUCCGCUCACAGACAGGUGCUACAUGACCCUGACAACAGCCCUGCACCUGCAUCGAGGUGGCUCCCCCAAGGGCCCGGCCGGGACGGGCAAGACGGAGACGGUGAAGGACCUGGGCAAGUCUCUGGGCAUGUACGUCAUCGUGGUCAACUGCUCUGAAGGGCUGGACUACAAAUCCAUGGGACGCAUGUACUCUGGACUGGCACAGACUGGAGCCUGGGGCUGCUUCGACGAGUUUAACCGCAUCAACAUCGAGGUGCUGUCGGUGGUGGCCCAGCAGAUCCUCUCCAUCCUGUCCGCGCUGUCGGCUGGCCUGACCCGCUUCAUCUUCGAGGGCCGUGAGAUUAACCUGGUCUGGUCGUGUGGCAUCUUCAUCACCAUGAACCCGGGGUAUGCUGGCCGCACAGAGUUGCCGGACAACCUGAAGUCCAUGUUCAGGCCCAUCUCCAUGGUGGUUCCCGAUUCCACACUGAUCGCAGAGAUCAUCUUGUUUGCUGAGGGAUUCAGCAACUGCAAGGCCCUGGCCAAGAAGGUGUACACUCUGUACUCCCUGGCGGUGCAGCAACUGUCCAAGCAGGAUCACUACGACUUUGGCCUGCGUGCCCUCACCUCCCUGCUGCGCUACGCUGGCAAGAAACGGCGCGACAAGCCCCAGCUCUCUGACGAGGAGAUCCUCCUGAUGUCCAUGAAGGACAUGAACAUGGCCAAGCUGACUUCCAUCGACAUGCCGCUGUUCGGUGGCAUUAUCCACGACCUGUUCCCCGGUGUGGAGACCCCUGUCUUGGACUACGGGAAGCUUAAAGAUGCCAUCGAGACAGCGCUGGUGGACACGGGCUACCAGGUGACGGAGUUCACCGUGUCGAAGGUCAUCCAACUCCACGAGACCCAGAGCUCCCGCCACUCGGUCAUGAUCGUGGGCAAGACGGGCAGCGGCAAAACAGUGGUGUGGCGUACACUGCAGGCGGCGCUGUCCUUACUGCAUCGUAGUGGAGAGCCUUACAACCUGGUCAAGGACUACCCCCUGAACCCCAAAGCUGUGUCCCUGGGCGAGCUGUACGGAGAGUAUGACCUAUCGACGAAUGAGUGGACGGACGGGGUGCUGUCCAAUCUCAUGAGGAUCGCCUGCGCGGAUGAGAAGCCAGAUGAUAAGUGGAUUGUGUUUGAUGGCCCAGUGGACACUCUCUGGAUCGAGAGCAUGAAUUCAGUCAUGGACGACAACAAGGUGUUGACGUUGAUCAACGGGGAGCGGAUAUCCAUGCCCGAGCAGGUUUCCCUGCUGUUUGAAGUGGAAAACCUGGCCGUUGCCUCUCCUGCCACCGUGUCUCGCUGCGGGAUGGUUUACACCGACUACACCGACCUGGGAUGGAAGCCAUACGUCCAGUCAUGGCUGAACAAGCGGCCCAAGGAUGAGCAUGAGCAACUUCAGGAAAUGUUUCAGAAAAGCAUUGAAAAGACGCUGCACUUCAAGAAAGAACACUGCAAGGAGCUGAUCCCCAUUGCCGAGCACUCAGGGGUGGUAUCUCUAUGCAACCUGUACGAGACCAUGGCCACAGUGGAGAACGGGGUGAACCCCGGGGACCCCGAUAAUCACAUGCACAUGAUCUCCAUGGUCUUCGUCUUCAGUUUGAUCUGGUCCGUGUGCGCCUCCGUGGACGAAGAGGGGAGGAAGAAGAUGGAUAACUUCCUGCGGGAGAUGGACGGCAGCUUCCCCAGCAAGGAAACUGUCUAUGAGUAUUACGUCGAUCCAAAGACCAAAGUGUGGACCUCGUUCGAGGAAAAGCUGAUGAAAUCUUGGCGUUACCCCUCCAACUUGCCGUUUUAUAAGAUCAUCAUCCCCACAGUGGACACCGUGCGCUACAACUUCCUGGUCAGCAGCUUGGUGGCCAAUCAAUGCCCCGUGCUGCUGGUGGGGCCAGUGGGUACGGGCAAGACCUCCGUCGCUCAGCACGCCCUCCACAGUCUGGACGAAACGACCUGGUCAAUCCUCACAGUCAACAUGUCUGCCCAGACAACAUCCAGUAACGUGCAGGAAAUCAUCGAGAGCCGGGUGGAGAAGAGAACAAAAGGAGUUUAUGUCCCUCUCGCUGGCAAGAAGCUGAUCACGUUUAUGGAUGACCUGAACAUGCCGGCCAAGGACACCUUCGGCUCCCAGCCGCCCCUGGAGCUGCUCCGGCUCUGGAUCGAUUACGGCUUCUGGUACGACCGACUCAAGCAGUCUAUAAAGUACAUCAAGGAGAUGUUUCUGAUGGGUGCGAUGGGGCCACCAGGUGGGGGACGCACGGCCAUCUCACCCCGUCUACUGAGCCGCUUCAACCUGAUCAACAUGACCUUCCCUGUGACAUCACAGAUCAAGCGUAUUUUUAGCACCAUGAUAAACCAGAAGCUGCAGGACUUUGAAGAGCAGUUGAAACCAAUCGGCAACAUCAUCACCGACGCCACCAUCGAACUUUACAACGAGGUCGUUCAGAAGUUUCUGCCCACACCAACCAGGAUCCAUUACCUCUUCAACCUCAGAGACAUCUCCAAGAUCUUCCAGGGGAUGCUACGCGUACACAAGGACUAUCAUGACUCGAAGGCCAGCAUCGCUCGGUUGUGGGUUCACGAAUGCUUCAGGGUGUUUUCAGAUCGGUUUGUGGACCACAAGGACAUGGAUGCCUUUGUGUUGCUGUUGAAUGACAAGCUGGGUCACUUCCUGGACUUGACCUUCCACAACCUCUGUCCAAACAAACAGUCGCCCAUCUUUGGUGACUUCAUACGAGGAGAUGUGUAUGAAGACCUCGUCAACUUCAAGGCUCUGAAAAUCUACAUGGAAGCACAGUUGGAUGAGUACAAUGCAACGCCCGGCGUGGUGCCGAUGAGCCUGGUUCUAUUCAAAGACGCCAUUGACCAUGUUACCCGGAUAGUGCGUGUGAUCAGCCAGCCGCGGGGCAACAUGCUGUUGGUCGGGAUUGGAGGGAGUGGGCGGCAGAGUCUGUCCCAGCUGUCUGCCUUCAUUUCUGUCUACAACACCUACAAGAUCGAGGUGACCAGGGUCUACCGUAAGCUGGAGUUCAGAGAUGAUCUGAAGAAAAUUUACAAAGAGGCCGGGGUUCUAAAUAAUCCGACAAUGUUCCUGUUCACGGACAUGCAGCUCGUGGAAGAGAACUUCUUGGAAGAUAUUAAUAAUAUCCUGAGCUCAGGAGAAGUUCCAAAUCUGUUUAAAGUUGACGAAUUUGAGGAGAUCAAAAAUGCCCUGUUGGAUGAAGCCAAAAAUGAGUCCAUUCCCGAAACAAAUGAGGGAAUCUUCAAUUUCUUCAUGGAGAGAGUGAGAAGCAACCUCCACGUGGUUAUGUGUAUGAGUCCCAUCGGUGACCGCUUCAGGAAUCGUGUGCGUCAGUACCCGGCCCUGGUGAACUGCACCACCAUCGACUGGUUCUCAGAGUGGCCCAAAGAUGCGUUGCUGGAGGUGGCCGAACGAUAUCUGAUGAAAGUGGACCUGGGAGCAACAGACGUGCUACGCAACAACGUGGCCCGCAUCUUUGUCACCAUGCAUCGCUCGGUGAGUACCUACUCCCGGAAGAUGCUGCAGGAGGUGCGGAGGCAGAACUAUGUCACCCCCACCAACUACCUGGAGCUGGUGUCGGGCUACAAGAAGCUGCUGGAGGAGAAGCGGUUCGAGAUCAGCUCCCAGGCCAACAAGCUGCGCAACGGCUUGUCGAAGAUCGACGAAACUCGCGACAAGGUGGAGGUGAUGUCCGUGGAGCUGGAGGAAGCCAAGGUGAAGGUGGCCGAGUUCCAGAAGCAGUGCGAGGAGUACCUGGUCAUCAUCGUGCAGCAGAAACGAGAGGCCGAUGAACAGCAGAAGACCGUCACCUCCCACAGCGAGAAGAUCGCCGCUGAAGAGAUUAAGUGUAAAAUAAUGACGGAGGGAGCCCAGAAGGAGCUGGACGAAGCCAUGCCAGCACUGCAGGAUGCCAUGAGGGCGCUGGAGUCGUUGAAUAAGAAAGACAUGACUGAGAUCAAGUCGUACGGCCGCCCUCCGAUCCUGGUCGAGACGGUGAUGCAGGCGGUGAUGAUCCUUCGUGGCUCGGAGCCCACCUGGGCCGAGGCCAAGAAGGAGUUGGGUGAGCCCACCUUCAUUAAACAGCUCAUCAACUUUGAUAAAGACAACAUUUCAGACAAGGUGUUGAAGAAGAUCGGGACGUACUGCGCACAGCCGGACUUCCAGCCCGACAUCGUGGGCCGUGUGUCUGUGGCAGCCAAGUCCCUGUGUAUGUGGGUGCUGGCCAUGGAGCUGUACGGCAGACUGUACCGCGUGGUGGAACCCAAGAGGCUGCGGCUGAACGCAGCUUUGGCACAACUGGCGGAGAAACAGGCGUCUCUUGCGGAGGCACAGGCAAAGCUAAAGGAGGUUGCCGAGAAGCUGGAGAUGUUGAAGAAACAAUACGACGAGAAACUGACUCAGAAGGAGGAACUGCGCAAAAAGUCGGAGGAGAUGGAAAUCAAGCUGGACCGGGCGGCCAAGCUGCUGUCCGGCCUAGCGGCAGAGAAAGCCCGCUGGGAACAAACCGUGAAGGGACUGGACACUGACAUGGGCUACUUGGUCGGCGACUGUCUGCUGGCAUCUGCCUUCCUCUCCUACAUGGGCCCGUUCCUGUCCAACUAUCGCGAGGAUAUCGUUGCCGACAUCUGGAUGAAGGAGGUGAAUAUCCGGGCCGUCCCGUACUCGCCCGAGUUUGACUUUGCGCACUUCCUCUCCAACCCGACCACGGUGCGAGACUGGAACAUCCAGGGGCUGCCGACAGAUGCCUUCUCCACCGAGAACGGAGUCAUCGUGACCAGGGGCAACAGGUGGCCUCUGAUGGUCGACCCACAGGGCCAAGCGCUGAAGUGGAUCAAGAAUAUGGAGCAUCUCAAGGGGCUGAAGCUGAUAGAUUUCCAGAUGAGUGACUACAUGCGUGUGCUGGAGAACGGAGUGCAGUUCGGUUCGCCGGUCCUCCUGCAGAACGUGCAAGAAGAGCUCGACCCAUCACUGGGCCCCAUCCUCAACAAAUCAGUCACCAAAGCAGGUGGACGUUUGUUGAUGAAACUGGGGGACAAGGAGAUUGAAUACAACCAGGAUUUCCGCUUUUAUAUCACCACCAAGCUGUCGAAUCCACACUACCCGCCGGAAAUCUCCAGCACCACCACCAUCGUCAACUUUGCAGUCAAAGUCCAGGGCCUUGAAGCACAGUUACUGGGCAUCGUGGUGAGGAAGGAGAGGCCAGAGCUGGAGGAGCAGAAGGACACUCUGGUCAUCAACAUCGCGGCUGGCAAGAAGAAGCUGAAGGAACUGGAGGACGAGAUCCUGAGGCUGCUGAAUGAAGCCACUGGCUCCCUGCUGGAUGAUGUUCAGCUGGUCAACACCUUACAGACAUCAAAGCUGACGGCCACCGAAGUGGCGGAGCAGAUCGACACCAGCGAGACCACAGAGGUGAAGAUCGACGCAGCACGAGAGGUGAGUGUAACCGGGACCUCUGCCCUCUGUCACUGCCGCCUGGGGUCCAUGUAA